UUCUACGCACUUCGCAGUUCGUGGCGUUCUUGGGUCGUCUUUCGCUGUCGCACAAACCUCGAUCGAAGAAGAUUUGGAUUCGAGGUAACUCCGUACAGUUGUGAGAAGUGAAGAAGGAGUAAUCGAAAAUGCUGUCACGCCAGAUCGUGAGAAACUUCAUGACGACGGUUGCUCGUCGAAGCGGGGCCGACGAUUUUCACGGCGGUGUUCCCGGAGGCAACCUGCCGUUCGGCAUCAACAACAGGUACAAGCUCACCGCCUACUUCAUCUUUUUCUUCGGUACCGGUCUCGGCGUUCCAUACCUUCUUGUUCGUCACCAGUUGUUGAAGAAGUGAGCGACAGCAUUAUGGAUAUUUGUAAGUAUAGAGAAUCUAGUUACACCGGAGGUAGUGCGAGAAUUCCUGAAUGGGUAACGAGUAUAUCUUGAAAGGCAUUUUGUAUAUUGUCAGGUAUGACUAUGAAUGAGGAAUAAAGAAUACAAAGAAACGAAAAUAAAAAUUUAAAUACCA
This is a messenger RNA of Neodiprion virginianus, 509 nucleotides long. It is a transcript of the gene COX7C, whose product is annotated as cytochrome c oxidase subunit 7C, mitochondrial-like. Bases 129 to 335 code for a protein of 68 amino acids. Gene Ontology annotation, biological process: mitochondrial electron transport, cytochrome c to oxygen. The transcript is spliced from 3 exons. Lineage: Eukaryota; Metazoa; Arthropoda; Insecta; Hymenoptera; Diprionidae. The record is from RefSeq and is a predicted model, not a curated record.